AUGGAGUACUUAGACAAUAAUUUUCUGACUUUAGAUUUGAGCAAAGAUUGGAGCAUUGCUACUCCAUACUUUCAAGGCCUUCCACAACCAGAUGGCCCGCCUGCAGUAGCGAAUGGCUAUCUCUGGCAUAACAGUGAAAAUAUCUACCUUUAUGGCGGCCUCUUCUCUGAUAAACCUGAUGCGGCACCAACUGCAUUCUCGCUCUGGCAAUAUAACAUCAAAUUAGCAGAAUGGUCGGAUAUCACCUCAAAGACUUCCAUUGAUAGUGGCUCUGGGAGUAAGAGUAUACAAAGAGCUGCAGAAGGAGCAGGCAUUAGCAUUCCUGAUAGAGGGCUUGGUUUUUAUUUUGGUGGUCAUUUGGACUCUUACACAACCGAAGGGUGGAGUAAACAAACACCACGCAUAUAUUUAAAGAGCUUGCUACAAUUUGAUAUGAACAAGAACCAGUUUCUUAACGUUACCGAAAAUGGGCUAGAGGAUGCUGGAGUUCCAGAAAGAGCAGAUGGCGUUUUACUAUUUGUUCCGUGGGGUCCUGAAGGUAUCCUCGUCGGCAUUGGUGGCGGCCUAAACGACACUUUUUCCCAGCUAAAUAUAAUCGAUAUUUAUGACGUCUCCAGCCGUAAAUGGACAAAGCAAGCUACUGAUGGCACGACUCCCAAAUACCGUGUUAAUCCUUGCGCAGUUGUCGGCUCGGCAUCUGAUGGCUCCUCCCAUAAUAUCUACUUCUUUGGUGGGCAAAAUCUGGUACCUUACGGUGAACAAGUCCAGUAUAACGACAUGUGGAUUCUCUCAAUCCCAUCAUUCUCCUGGAUCAAGGUUGAUACAGACGGCCAAACAGUCCCUUCUGCUCGAGCAGGCCAUACUUGCGAGCUCCAUGGCAGCGAUAUGGUCGUUAUCGGUGGUUAUGUGGGACAAGAACUGAGCUGUGAUAGUCCCGGAAUCUAUGUGUUUGAUGCUUAUACGACACAAUGGAAAACGGAAUAUAAAUCGUCCACCAGCAGUUCGAGCAACAGUGCAGAGAAAGAGGUCGCGGAGUUUUACCGCGUGCCAGAUGUGGUAAUUGGUGUUAUUGGGGGGGAUGCAACUGGUGGGGCGACAGUUACAAAACCCGGGAUGACUGCGGACCCCGACUCACCUGUUGCAACUGGGAAGCCGGGAGAUUAUAAGUAUACUACUAUCACUUCACACACAGCUGCUGCGCCGACUGUCGCAACUAUCACGAAUUCCGAUGGCUCUGUGUCUACGACCACCACGUAUGCCAAUAGUACAAUCUUGGGCGAUCCCAACGAUCCUGGGAAAUCACCUAAUGUUGGUCUUAUAAUUGGUGCUAGUUUGGCCGGAAUCGUUUUACUAGUACUGUUGCUGUUAGGGGCAGCUUAUAUGUGGUAUCGCAAAAAGAUCAAGGAGCUGAGGGAAGCGAGUGAGAAGCUAGCCUCAAGCACGGAAUAUAGCGGAAGAAUGAGUAGAGAAGGGCUAGGAGGAGGGUUAGAAAGAAGUGAGAGCGCAAAUGAGCUAUUGGGCGAGGAGCCAACGUUUUGGGGAGUGUUGCUGAGCCCCAGGAGAAGUUUAAGGGUUGUUAAUCAUUGA
This is a messenger RNA of Morchella sextelata, 1587 nucleotides long. RefSeq lists its product as uncharacterized. Bases 1 to 1587 code for a protein of 528 amino acids. Gene Ontology annotation, molecular function: protein binding. The transcript has 4 exons. Lineage: Eukaryota; Fungi; Ascomycota; Pezizomycetes; Pezizales; Morchellaceae. The record is from RefSeq and is a predicted model, not a curated record.